AUGAAGGCUCUCAUUCUCGUCGGCGGUUUCGGUACCCGUCUGCGUCCUCUCACUCUCACUCUCCCCAAACCGCUGGUCGAGUUUGCCAACAAGCCCAUGAUUGAGCACCAGGUCGCUGCUCUCGCUGCCGCCGGUGUCACCAACAUUGUCCUCGCCGUCAACUACCGCCCCGAGAUCAUGACUGCUGCCCUCGCAAAGUACGAGCAACAAUACAACGUCAAGAUCGAUUUCUCCGUCGAGACCGAGCCCCUGGGCACUGCUGGUCCCCUGAAGCUUGCUGAGAAGAUUCUCGGCAAGGACGACUCUCCCUUCUUCGUUCUCAACUCAGACGUCAUCUGCGACUACCCUUUCAAGCAAUUGGCCGACUUCCACAAGGCCCACGGCGACGAGGGUACCAUCAUUGUCACAAAGGUCGAGGAGCCCUCAAAGUACGGUGUCGUUGUCCACAAGCCCAACCACGCCUCGCGCAUCGACCGCUUCGUCGAGAAGCCCAUCGAGUUUGUCGGUAACCGCAUCAACGCCGGUAUCUACAUCCUGAACCCCAGCGUACUCCAGCGCAUCGAGCUCCGCCCCACCUCGAUCGAGCAAGAGACUUUCCCUUCCAUGACCAAGGAUGGACAACUCCACUCGUUCGAUCUCGAGGGCUUCUGGAUGGAUGUCGGUCAGCCCAAGGAUUUCCUUUCGGGAACUUGCCUGUACCUUUCCUCCCUCACCAAGAAGGGCAGCAAGGAGCUCACAUCCACCUCCGAGUCCUACGUUCACGGCGGAAACGUCUUGAUCGACCCCUCAGCAAAGAUUGGAAACAACUGCAAGAUCGGUCCCAACGUCGUCAUCGGCCCCAACUGUGUCAUUGGUGACGGUGUCAGACUACAACGCUGUGUUCUUCUCUCAAACUCAAAGGUCAAGGAGCACGCCUGGAUCAAGAGCACAAUCGUUGGCUGGAACAGCGUCGUCGGCCGCUGGGCUCGUCUUGAGAACAUCUGUGUUCUCGGUGAUGACGUGACUGUUGGCGACGAGAUCUACGUCAACGGUGGAAGUGUCCUUCCCCACAAGACCAUCAAGGCCAACGUCGACACUCCCUCGAUCAUCAUGUAA
Aureobasidium namibiae CBS 147.97 is the source of this 1095-nucleotide messenger RNA. Its product is annotated as mannose-1-phosphate guanyltransferase. Gene Ontology annotation, cellular component: cytoplasm. The transcript has 4 exons. Gene Ontology annotation, biological process: cell wall mannoprotein biosynthetic process; GDP-mannose biosynthetic process. Gene Ontology annotation, molecular function: mannose-1-phosphate guanylyltransferase (GTP) activity; GTP binding. Lineage: Eukaryota; Fungi; Ascomycota; Dothideomycetes; Dothideales; Saccotheciaceae. The record is from RefSeq and is a predicted model, not a curated record. The coding region runs from base 1 to 1095 and encodes 364 amino acids.